AUGUCAACGAAACAGUCGGAUAUUUUCAACGUUAAUACAUUUUUUUGGAAAGUCUUCGCUCUAUGGCCCGGGAACAUACCAUACAAAUAUUACAAAUACUUUUCCUUCGUUUAUCUUAUAAUCAAUUUCAUUAUUUACAACAUUUUACUGUCACUAAACUUGAUCUACACACCAAAAAAAGUUGAGUUGCUCAUUCCAGAAAUGCUGUUUUACUUUACUGAAGUAACUGUAGCAGCUAAAAUUUUGAUGAUAUUUGUGUAUCGAAACAAGAUUAUAGCAAUUUUUGAAUUGAUAAACUGCAAUGAAUUUAAAGGCGAUAAUUCUGACACUAAGGGUAUUAUUAAAAAAGACAAUUUAAUUUACAAAAGGGGUUGGAUAACAUUGACGCUUUUAGGUAACUUUGGAUUUUUAUCUUUAGUAAUUUUACCAUUAAUAGCGAGUCUUAUUUGGAACAGAAAACUGGAACUACCUAUUUGUAAAUAUUAUUUUCUCGCCGACGAAUUCCGAGAUAAGUAUUUUAAAUAUUUGCAUAUUUAUCAAUCAACCGCAAAGUACGGCCACAUGAUGUACAAUGUGAAUAUAGAUUCAUUUCUUGCUGGAUUAAUGUUAAUAGCAAUUAGUCAAAUGAAAGUACUUAAUUAUAAACUAACAAACUUGAAAGGGAACACUAGCUCCAGAGAGGAUAGAAAAGAACUGGAAAACGCACAAAUCUCGAAACUGAAUGCAUGCUUGCGACAUUAUGACAUCAUUUUAAGAUAUUGUAAGAGCAUUCAAGAUAUAUCGGAUGUAGUCUUAUUUGUACAAUUUGGAAUGGGAUCCGUGAUUAUAUGUGUGACAUUAUAUGGACUAUUAUUGCCAUCAAUAAAAGCGUCAAGGAUGUUUAUGAUUUCUUAUGUAAUGGGGAUAUUGAGUGAAAUUUUGAUUCCUAGUUAUCUGGGCACACAAGUAUCUUAUGAGAGCGAAAAAUUAGUAGUUGCAGCAUAUGAUAGCGAAUGGAUAUCAAGAUCUGAAAAGUUUAAGAAGAGUUUAAAAAUUUUUAUGGAGCGCGCUAAAACGCCUAUUGUACUAACAGGGCUGAAACUGUUCCCUCUAUCUCUGACGACAUUUAUUUGGGUUAUAAGAACAGCAUAUUCUUUUUUAACACUUGUAAGAAAUGUUCAAGAUCGGCAAGAAGGAAAGGUCUGA
This is a messenger RNA of Galleria mellonella (greater wax moth), 1185 nucleotides long. RefSeq names its product odorant receptor 46a-like. The transcript has 5 exons. The record is from RefSeq and is a predicted model, not a curated record. Gene Ontology annotation, biological process: detection of chemical stimulus involved in sensory perception of smell; sensory perception of smell. Gene Ontology annotation, cellular component: plasma membrane. The coding region runs from base 1 to 1185 and encodes 394 amino acids. Gene Ontology annotation, molecular function: olfactory receptor activity; odorant binding. Lineage: Eukaryota; Metazoa; Arthropoda; Insecta; Lepidoptera; Pyralidae.